Messenger RNA from Oncorhynchus mykiss (rainbow trout), 2916 nucleotides. It is a transcript of the gene poglut3, whose product is annotated as protein O-glucosyltransferase 3. Gene Ontology annotation, molecular function: glucosyltransferase activity; protein binding. The record is from RefSeq and is a predicted model, not a curated record. Gene Ontology annotation, cellular component: endomembrane system. Lineage: Eukaryota; Metazoa; Chordata; Actinopteri; Salmoniformes; Salmonidae.
UCACAGUCUGGAAAAAAGUUCGUGACAUUAAACGAAUCUUGUUUAAUUAAAAGCGUGUAAUAUACGGUAUUCUUCUGUAAUAUCCAAUCGAUAAUUGGUCUGUGUAAACAAAUGCUUUUUCCUGUGCGUAUUUCAUCAAAAUUCCUCAAUACCCACGAGUCCAUACAUCGUCCAAUCACACUACGCCAAAUCAAAACUUCACCCCCCGAUCUCCACCCUUUUCUGAAGACGAGAUGCUGCCUGCAUAAUUGGUACCAUAAAAAUAAAUAUUAGUUUGCUAGUCUACUUUUAGAAAUUAACUAUGACGCGUAAAGAUAACCUACUCAACCCUGUACGGAGUUUGUUUCCGUUAGUUUGUAUAGUUUUAAUAUUAUCCACAUGUUGUAGUGACUUUCCGUGUUGUCAAGCUAGUGAAGUCGGUCCUGAAAAAUGUCUUGUUUGGGGUCCAGGGCUCGACCCAAAAGUCGUUUUGCCCGUCCGAUACUUCAUCAUCCAGGCUGUCAACUCAGCUGGGAAAAACUUCACCCUCUCUCCAGGUAAAGACUCAUUCAGAGUGAAGAUUGUCUCACUCUCACAGAAGGAGCAUGUCCGCAUCCACGUCCCCCUCCCCCUGGACAGAGGAGAUGGUUCUUUUCUGAUGAGGUACCGUCUGUAUGGCAGUAUCCUCAAGGGACUGAAGGUCGAAGUACUCUACAGAGACAGUCACGUUGCCAAGUCACCUUAUACCCUACAAGGCCCAGUCUAUCAUGAGUACUGCGACUGCCCAGAGCAUGAUGUUCCCACCUGGCAGAGCAUUAUGCAGUGUCCUGCUGAGGAACCCCAGAUCCAGAGGGACUUCAAUGCCUUCCCCUCCAUUGAUCUGCAGCGCCUCCUACAGGAAGUUCCCCAGCGGUUCUCCAACAGAGGAGGUCUCAUUCACUAUGCUGUCAUCAACAACCAGGUGUACCGUCGCUCGCUGGGAAAAUACACUGACUUCAAGAUGUUCUCUGAUGAGAUGUUACUAUCCCUAGCCAGGAAGGUGAGGCUGCCUGAUGUGGAAUUUUACAUCAAUGUGGGAGACUGGCCAAUGGAAACAAGGAAAGCAGAUGACGAUCCUGGGCCUGUUCCAAUCAUCUCCUGGUGUGGCUCAACAGACACCCGAGACAUCAUUCUGCCCACUUACGACAUCACUCACUCAACCCUGGAGACCAUGAGAGGCGUUUCCAAUGACCUACUGUCAGUCCAAGGCAACACAGGUCCCCCUUGGGCCAACAAAACGGAACAGGCCUUCUUCCGUGGCCGGGACAGUCGUGAAGAGCGCCUACACCUAGUCACUCUGUCCAAGAAAAACCCAGAGCUGCUAGAUGCUGGGAUCACUGGCUGGUUCUUUUUCAGGGAAAGGGAGAAGGAUCUGGGGAAAGCAAAUCUUGUUGGAUUCUUUGACUUCUUCAAGUAUAAGUAUCAGGUGAAUGUGGAUGGCACAGUGGCAGCUUACAGGUUCCCUUACCUGAUGCUGGGGAACAGUUUGGUGCUGAAGCAGAUCUCACCAUAUUAUGAGCAUUUCUACACCCAUCUGAAGCCAGGCACCCACUACAUCCAUGUGAAGAGGAGUCUCUCUGACCUCAUACAAAAGAUUGAGUGGGCUAAGGAGAAUGAUGCUGAAGCACAGGCAAUCGCUAAAGCAGGCCAGGCAAUUGUAAGAGAGCUGGUACAACCGAACAGACUGUACUGUUACUAUUUUAGUGUGCUACAGAUGUACUCUGAGCGUCAGACAAGCCGGCCGACACAACAUCCAGAAAUGGAGCUGGUGCCCCAGCCUUCAGACCAGAGUGCCCUUUGUAGCUGUCAGCGAGAGCCUCAAAUAGAUGAUCCCAGCCGGAAUAAGGAUGAACUCUGAUCAAAACACUUUGAAAGGAAAGAGGAGAGACCCUAGCUAUUUCAAUACAGAAAGUGCUUAUUAAAGGAAGAAUUACCUCUGAGAUCAGGACUGCUAGCUAAGUGGAUGUACCAACAUUCAUAUAGAGAAAUAUUCCAUUUGGUUUGAGCCAGAGGAACCAUGUCACAGCUCACUUUGCCUGGAAUAUGACUGCUUUAUUGACAAGACCAUUAGGCAAACAUCAAUUUCCACUGUUUUCACUGUCCUGUGUGAUAUUUUGUACUGCAUUUUGUAUGAUGGUCAUCAUGAUUGCAUUUUUAAAAAUUUUCUUAGAUUGCCUUUGAUGUUGUUAACCUCCUGUUUGACCAAGAUCAUGUAAUUUGCCUUGGUUAUUUAUUUUUAUUUAAUUUAACAUUUAUUUUUCUUGGCAAGUCAGUUAUAAACACAUUCUUAUUUACAAUGAUGGCCUACCAAAAGGCAAAGGCCUGCUACAGGGAUGGGGGCAGGGAUUAAAAAUCAAAUAAAUGAAAUAUAAAUAUAGGACAAAUCACAUCACGACAUAAAGAGAGACCUAAGAUGACGACAUAGCAUGGCAGCAACACGUGACAACACAGCAUGGUAACAACAUGGCAGAAGCAAAGGGUACAAACAUUGGGCACAGACAAAAGCACGAAGGACAAGAAGGUAGAGACAGCAAUACAUCACGCAAAGCAGCCACAAUUGUUCUAAGAGUGUCCAUUACUAUAGAUAUUCCUUGGAUGGGGACAAUAUGAAACAAUUUGUUGGCAUUGCUUUUUUUCGGCAUAAAUAUUCGUCUGGAAGAGGCUCUGCAGAGUGGUCACUAGCUGGCACAGCCACAAAGUCAUCAAAUCUGCUAACUGCUAACCAUAGUGCCUAACCCUAACCUUAAAUUAAGACCAAAACGCGAAAUGUUGUUUUCAUGAAUUUGUACAAUACUGCGGUUCAACCAUCUAGCGGAAAUCGCUCAAUUCUGCCUUCAGAGCAAGACUCGUGACAAUAACCUAUGAUUGUGCAAUUAAUAAACGACAUAUUUGCUUCAC